This is a messenger RNA of Gongylonema pulchrum, 282 nucleotides long. The record is from the annotation of a GenBank genome assembly. NCBI's taxonomy places the organism in Eukaryota, Metazoa, Nematoda, Chromadorea, Rhabditida, Gongylonematidae.
AUGGCUGAAGCUGGUAAUUGGUGCUUGAUUGAAUCCGAUCCAGGAGUUUUCACGGAACUUAUUCGUGGUUUUGGGGUGACUGGUGUUCAGGUGGAAGAGCUGUACAGCCUCGAUAAAGAGUUAUUCACUGAUCUCAAACCUGUUCAUGGACUAAUAUUUCUGUUCAAGUGGCGCGCAGGUGAAGAACCGUGUGGCAAUUUAGUAACUGAUAACACAAAAAUUUACUUCGCGCAACAGGUAUUAAUCUUUCUUUAUCCAUUGUGUUGCAUUUUCCUUCCCUGA